CAGUAGCGCAGAUUGAGACAGUUUCACCUGUAACACCUGUAUACACCUGCAUAGGCCUGUAGUAGAGGACAGAGUACCAUGUCAAGUGUGACCAUACUCGCCGGACUAUUUGUCCUGGUUGCCGUGGCUGGCAACCUCGUGGGCGUUGACGGAACGUCAACAGCCACCAGCACAGCGUCAACAUCAGCACCAGGUAAUGCGUCAACGUCAACUGUUGCGCCAUCCAUGUCUGCGUCUCCGACUUCUGUUAUGCCGUCCAUGUCCAUGUCAAUGUCUGCGUCGGCCAAUCCAUCUACAUCUUCAUCUGCUGUCUCCCCGACAUCUACGCCACCACCAAGUACAACUGGGGGCACGUCAGAGACAAGUUCCUCCGCCAUCCUCUUCUUCACAACAACCUUGGCGUCUCUGUUUCUCAUCGCCGUCGCAUCUAUGUAGGCGUUACGUCAACAUGACGCCAUCAUUACGUCAUCGUGACGUGAACAUGACCUGUCAUUGUGACUUGAUGGUGUUAUUAUUGUGACAAUGUAUAUUGUAUGUACAUCUAUGAUACAGAUGUAGGCUUGAUACGAAACGUUUCACAAAACCACCUUUUUAUUCAGAUUAUUUAGAAGCAUAUACCGUAUUCGACGUAAUAAGCACCCCUCUCUUAUAAACGCCCGGCGAUAUUUGCUAAUAUAUUGGCGAGUGAACAAUCCCAAUUAGCACUCCUUCCGAUGAUCAAUGUGCACCAGACUUAUU
Haliotis rufescens (red abalone) is the source of this 738-nucleotide messenger RNA. RefSeq lists its product as uncharacterized. Lineage: Eukaryota; Metazoa; Mollusca; Gastropoda; Lepetellida; Haliotidae. The transcript is spliced from 3 exons. The coding region runs from base 79 to 435 and encodes 118 amino acids. The record is from RefSeq and is a predicted model, not a curated record.